UAGUUUGGGAACGCAUACGAAGAUUAAUAAUGUACCAGCAAUUCUCUUCACCCGCCGAUCGGAGGUUGAGUGCUCUGGCCCGGCACCUGGAGGGCUCGUCCCCAUCGUCCGCCAUGGACCCUAACCACACGAUCUCUGCUUCUGCAACCUCGGGCUCCGAUUUCGGUGGCUCUGUUUUUGCUCACGUCGUUCAGGCUCCUGAAGAUCCCAUUCUAGGGGUGACUGUGGCCUACAACAAAGAUCCUAGCCCAGUGAAGCUGAACUUGGGCGUUGGUGCUUAUCGAACAGAGGAAGGAAAACCUCUUGUUCUGAAUGUAGUGAGACGGGCAGAGCAGCUGCUUGUUAAUGACAGGUCCCGGGUCAAAGAAUAUCUUCCUAUUGUUGGGCUGGCAGAAUUCAAUAAAUUGAGUGCUAAGCUCAUGUUUGGCGCUGACAGCCCUGCUAUUCUGGAGAAGAGGGUUACUACUGUCCAGUGUUUGUCUGGUACCGGCUCAUUGAGAGUUGGAGCUGAGUUUUUGGCGAGACAUCAUCACCAACGAACCAUAUACAUUCCACAACCAACUUGGGGAAACCAUGGAAAAAUUUUCACAUUAGCAGGGUUAUCUGUGAAGACUUACCGCUAUUAUGAUCCAGCAACACGUGGGCUGAACUUCCAAGGCUUGUUGGAAGACCUUAGUCUUGCCCCUUCUGGAGCAAUUGUGCUUCUUCAUGCAUGCGCUCACAACCCCACUGGUGUCGACCCAACCCUUCAGCAAUGGGAGCAGAUAAGGCAAUUGAUAAGAUUGAAAGGGUUGUUACCUUUCUUUGACAGUGCUUACCAGGGUUUUGCAAGUGGGAGUCUGGAUGCAGAUGCGCAGUCUGUUCGCAUGUUUGUUGCUGAUGGUGGUGAAAGCCUUGCUGCUCAGAGUUAUGCCAAGAACAUGGGGCUCUACGGGGAACGUGUUGGUGCACUGAGCAUUGUUUGCAAGACGGCGGAUGUGGCAAGCAGGGUUGAGAGCCAGGUUAAACUUGUGAUCAGGCCUAUGUUUUCAAACCCACCCAUUCAUGGUGCAUCUAUAGUUGCAAUCAUCCUGAAAAACAGGGAUAUGUACAAUGAAUGGACUGUUGAGUUGAAGGCAAUGGCAGAUCGUAUUAUCAGCAUGCGCCAGCAACUCUUUGAUGCUUUACGGGCCAGAGGCACACCAGGUGACUGGAAUCACAUUCUCAAGCAGAUUGGAAUGUUUACUUUCACAGGAUUGAACACCGCUCAAGUGGCCUUCAUGACCAAAGAGUACCACGUCUACAUGACAUCUGAUGGGAGGAUCAGCAUGGCAGGUCUGAGCUCCAAGACAGUCCCUCAUCUUGCAGAUGCUAUACAUGCCGCCGUCACCCGUGCUAUCUAAUCAGGAGAUGGGCAAUCUUUUUGUACUAAUCCCAUUCCAUAGUUCACAUUAGUUAAUUCAUCCUGUUUUACUGGUUUUAUGAUAAUAAUUACUUCCCCAAUAAAUAAGGUCGAGAAUGAAAUGCUCGACCAUACGGAGGAAGAUGCUUGUACCAAAAAAUUUCCAAGCCACCAAUUUUUUUAGUGUUGAUGUUCAAAUCCAAAUUGACCUUUACUUUGGCAACAAGUUGUGUUUAUUGAAAUUGGUGGGAGAUAUUCUACAUGCAA
Messenger RNA from Vitis riparia (riverbank grape), 1648 nucleotides. Its product is annotated as aspartate aminotransferase, cytoplasmic. Gene Ontology annotation, biological process: biosynthetic process; amino acid metabolic process. Bases 30 to 1382 code for a protein of 450 amino acids. The record is from RefSeq and is a predicted model, not a curated record. Gene Ontology annotation, cellular component: mitochondrion. NCBI's taxonomy places the organism in Eukaryota, Viridiplantae, Streptophyta, Magnoliopsida, Vitales, Vitaceae. Gene Ontology annotation, molecular function: L-aspartate:2-oxoglutarate transaminase activity; pyridoxal phosphate binding. The transcript has 12 exons.